AUGGGCUCUAACGACAAGAAAUUGGCAAAUGCCGCGUCAUCCUUGAUGGACAAGGGUCACUCUCGGAGCCAGAAACGUCACUGCUGGGAAUGCCUAAGACGCCGUUUGGUGUGCGAUUCGACGCACCCUGUAUGCAAGAGGUGCUCCAUCGCCGGGGUGGUCUGUCCCGGCUAUGAGAAUACCCAGCCUCUCAAGUGGCUUGCUCCAGGGAGAGUCAAAGUCCGGAACAGGAGGCCGAAAGCGACCAGCUCGGCGAAGGUCGCCAAAAAUAGUUGUAAGGCUGUGGUGACCGCCCGGACUGGGACACGAUCACCGCCUUUUAUAGAUGUGAUCUGGAAUUGGCCUCCUGAAUUGAAGGCUGAGGCAUUUAUAUUCUCCGAAGCCGCAGAAUAUUACAACACCUGCAUCUAUCAAGACCUGGUACCCAUUCACGACCUUGCUUAUAAUGAUGCUGUCUUCCCAAUCACAAGAGAACACCUUCAACAUGCCGCUCGGGUGCCAAAUUACAUCAAAUAUAUAUUUGUGUGCGUGUCACUCAGCCAUCGGAUCAAUAGAACGCGAAACGAUCCUGAACUCAAGACACUCGUCCAAAGAAUAUGGGAAUAUCGUGGUAUAGUUAUCCGAGGUCUCCGAGAGGACAUAGUGGAAGGAAGCAAACGGCGUUUCGAUAUCAUCCUCGCAGGAAUCAUCUCUCUUUUACUGGUAGAUGCUCAGCAAGGCUCCUCUCCAGAUUGGCUAUGCCACAUCGACAUGAUACAGGCCCUUAUAUCAAUGCGAGGCGGGUUUCGCGCCGCCUGUACUCCAUCGCUCGACCCCGUGAUUCUCUGCUUCUUUUACGUUUUGGCACUUGGAAACACGACAUCCCCGGCAUCCUCACUUGCCAUGACUCGAUCGAAUGUUGAAGACCUCGACUUCAUCAUAGAGCGCUAUGGUGAUCGGACGUUCCAGUUCCACCUCCUGCCACCGCCUCUAUUUGCUGAGAUUGUCCGAAUAAAUCACCUCCGUAUGCGAGCCGCGUCCGGCAUGGUAGGGGAGGACCUGUGCCAAGAAGCGUAUGAGAUCUUGGCGCGGAUAGAAGCCUUCUCAUCCGACAGCUGGGCCGAUUCCAAGCCUGCUAUGAAUCGUGAAUGGGCUCUGGUGGCCCUCUCGACACAGGCGGCUGCAGCGCUGUACUGCAUAGCCUCGCUACAGAGCCUUGGCGUGCUUCCACUCUCCGAUAUAUUGGAAGCGUGCCGGAUUGAACACGGGAUUUCAUUGCAUGCCUACCUCAAGGAGGCGCUUCCGUCAAUUAGGAUCAGGAGAUUUGUUGGCUGGCCACUUUACGUCCUUGGAAUGGAAGCCGCGAAUAGUUGUGGAGGCAUGAAAGAUUUUGUUAGGGAUGAGCUGGUAGGGAUGAGUUACCACAUCGGCACGAACACGCCGUUGGUGGCCAAGGAGCUCCUGGAGAGGUUCUGGGCUUCAGGUGAUUCAAGAUGGGACUCGUGUUUCGAUAAACCAUACCCUCUGGCGACUCCGAUUGCUAUUGAUGUGAGUGGGAUAAUAUAA
This is a messenger RNA of Clonostachys solani, 1545 nucleotides long. The record is from the annotation of a GenBank genome assembly. Lineage: Eukaryota; Fungi; Ascomycota; Sordariomycetes; Hypocreales; Bionectriaceae.